AUCCCGUUUGACGUUAAAAUGCAUUUGGAUACCUUCAAUAAAAACGGAACACUUAAAUCGCAAACAUAUCGUUCUUUAUAUCCAGUUUUAACCGACACCGAAACAGAUUCCACUGUGGCCUGUUCGAGGAACUAAUGCCAGCUGCUCCACAGCCCCCUUCCGCAUUUUCCUGCGGCUCUAAGACUGUGACGUGUUGUGCUGACGGCGGCCUAGAUGCUGGAGGAGCUGGGGGCUGCAUCGUAUCUUUGUGCAUCAGUGGAGCUCCGAAAAGCUCGGCCCCUCCCUCCCUGAGCCUCAGCGGCCCGCCCUGCUUACACAAUCCCCCGACUGAGUCCUGCCCGAGUCUGGUGAACCUGUACGGCCUGCGGAACCGCGAAAAUACAGGCCGCAAAUUACCAAAAUCUGAACAACAUCCAACACAGAUGAGGAGUGAAGACAAUGGAUGAAGUGACUGCUCUCUCCAUCCAUUCUCAAGAGCCCAAGAUCAUCUUUCAUGGAUCAGGUGUGGAUGGCGAUGAAGAUGACGGGGUGGUGGUGGAGCUGCAGGAGACGGUCCUGGUGUCGGAUAUGGAGGGCGAGGGCAUGACGGUGCACGGCUUCGCCCCCGACGAGCUGGUCAUCCAGGACGCCAUCGAGGAUGUGGUCGCCGAGUACGUGCAGUGCACAGAGGACGACGGGCUGGAGUCGGCCAUCGCCGUGGAGACGUGCGACAUGUCGCCCGACGGAGUGGCGCUGGAGGACGAGGGGCUGCACAUGGACGACAAGACGGACCAGGAGGACGGCUGCGGAGAUUAUCUCAUGAUCUCGUUGGACGAAGCUGGCAAGAUGGUGACGGGCGAUGGAGAGAAGGUUACCAUGGAGACGGCGUUAGAGGAGCAGGACGGAGAGGAUAAGGAUGAAGAUGGGCAGGAGGUCAUCAAGGUGUACAUCUUCAAAGCCGACUCUGGGGAGGAAGACCUUGGCGGCACGGUGGACAUCGACGAGAGCGAGCUGGACGUUGACGAGGGCGUGGAGCUGGUGGACUCGGCCGGCCUGCCAAUCAGGGAGAAGAUGGUGUACAUGUCUGUGGGAGACGCCCAUGAAACGCAGGACGAGAUCAAUGUGGCAAAGCUCUCGGAUGAGGUUUACAUGGAGGUGGUGGUGGGAGGAGAGGAGGCGGGGCAUCACCAGCGCUCGCUCGACAGCGCCCCCCUGAGCAAGGAGUUGAUGCCAGUGGCGUGGGCCGCGGCCUGUGGCGGUGAGGAGAGCGAGACCUGCGAGACGAGGAACGGCGCGGCCAGCGCUCUCCUGCACAUCGACGAGUCGGACGUCAUCGAGAAGCUGAGCCGCCAGCGGAGCAAGAACAAGAACAAGAAGCGCUCGGAGCUCCAUCAUGUCCAGACAGCCAUCAUCAUCGGUCCGUACGGCCAGCCGCUGACCGUGUACCCCUGCAUGCUCUGCGGCAAGAAGUUCAAGUCGCGCGGCUUCCUGAAGCGCCACACCAAGAACCACCACCAGGAGGCCGUCAGCCGCAAGAAGUACCAGUGCACCGACUGCGACUUCACCACCAACAAGAAGGUGAGCCUGCACAACCACAUGGAGGUGCACGCGCUCAGCAGCAAGCCUGCCGCGGCGGCGGCGGCGGCCGCGCCCUUCGAGUGCGAGAUCUGCGGCAAGGAGUUCGGCCAGCAGGCGGCGCUCUUCUCCCACCGGCUGCAGCACCACCACCGCGAGACCAAGCUGCAGAUGUCGCCGCCCGCCGCCACCAAGAUGCACAAGUGCAAGUUCUGCGACUACGAGACGGCCGAGCAGGGCCUGCUCAACCGCCACCUGCUGGCCGUGCACAGCAAGAACUUCCCGCACAUCUGCGUGGAGUGCGGCAAGGGCUUCCGCCACCCGUCGGAGCUCAAGAAGCACAUGCGCACGCACACGGGCGAGAAGCCGUACGCCUGCCACUACUGCGACUACAAGUCGGCCGACUCGUCCAACCUGAAGACGCACGUCAAGACCAAGCACAGCAAGGAGAUGCCCUUCAAGUGCGACCGCUGCUUCCAGACCUUCGCCGAGAUGGAGGAGCUGGUGGCGCACGGGGCCACGCACGAGGAGGCCAAGUCGCACCAGUGCCCGCACUGCGGCCACAAGAGCUCCAACUCCAGCGACCUCAAGCGCCACGUCAUCUCGGUGCACACCAAGGACUACCCGCACAAGUGCGCCAUCUGCGGCAAGGGCUUCCACCGGCCGUCGGAGCUCAAGAAGCACUCCGUCUCGCACCGCGUGCGCCGCCUGCACAAGUGCCGCCACUGCAGCUUUAAGAUCGCCGACCCCUUCGUGCUGAGCCGCCACAUCCUGUCGGUGCACACCAAGGAGCAGAAGGCGCUCUCCGACAAGCAGGCGGCGGCGGCGGGCGCGGCCGUCACCGCGGCGACGGCGGCGGCCAAACGGACCUUUGGGGGGGCGGCGGCGGGCACGCCGUCGUCGGGGCCCAAGAAGGCCUUCUCGGCGGGCGCGGCGGUCAUGAAGGGGCCUCGCGAGCGCCGCGUGUACCAGUGCCAGUACUGCGAGUACAGCACGGGCGACGCCUCGGGGUUCAAGCGCCACGUCAUCUCCAUCCACACCAAGGACUACCCGCACCGCUGCGAGUACUGCUCCAAAGGGUUCCGCCGGCCCUCGGAGAAGAACCAGCACAUCCUGCGCCAUCACAAGGACCUGGUGUCUCCAGAAUGAGCCGGCGCUGCCUGAGAAAUGCCUUUGCGUUUGGGGAGGGGGGUGUAGAGAGACUAAGCGCCAUCACUAGCGUGAUUCCCAGCCAAGCCGCUGGAAGAACAUGGGCCUCCCUGUGGGUCAGUGUUUGAACCAGCCCGACCAUCCCAGUGCUUUGGAUGGUCCCUCUUGACAUUGCUGUUAAGUGCUAAGUUUGGACUCCAUGAAAUGGAAGGCUUCCACUGAGCAUGAACUUGGCUUAUUUGUGAGGCAAAGACUGAGGUGUUGGAGCAGAACUAUUUCUUAUUUGUUGAACGUUACAAGUGGUUUUGUUUUCCUCAGAUUUAGUUUUUUAUAUAUAUAUAUAUAUAUAUAUAUAUAUAUAUAUAUAUCAAUUCUUUUCCAUCAAUGUUCUGCAAUGCGCUGGCUCCAGUAUGAAUGAAAUGCAAAACGAAUGUGCCGGAUAUUAAGUUGCUUUGACUUCUGAUGCCUUCAGCAAAACACGGCAGUCAAGGGAAGAGCUCCAUCAUGCAGCCUAAGUUCAUUAUUUUAGUCAUUAUGUUCACUAACAGUAUUUGGACAUGUGUAUCUGCCAUUUCACUUAGACAAUCAUGGGGAAGACUUUUUCAGUCACACACACACACACACACACACACACACACACACACACAAACUUCAAAUGGAAGUUUAAGAGACCUGACUAUCCACUCAUUUAGACCUUUAACUUUGAAUUAGUCCUGUUUGUAUCCUGAAAGCAGACGGAGAGCUCCGUUAAAGGCCUGAGCUCUCUGUAUUUUCAGUUUUAUUGUAUGUGAGGUUUUCAUUUGAUGUCUAAACAACACUUCCACUUUUGCCUUUCCACUUGGCUGCUGUGUUCAUUUCCUGGUGUCAAUGGACUCGUGUUCUGAUGACGAGGUGUCCUGUGGUUCUCAGCGUGGAUGUAUGCGGGCGUGCAUCAACGACGAGACCAAUCCUCACUCUAACUGCGGUGCUAGUUCUUAAGGUGAUGUUUAUGUUUAAGAGAGUCUAACAGAGAAUAAUUAGUUUGGACAAAAUUAGAAAAAUGCAUAUUUGCAAGGCUGGUCACUCCUGAAGGACCUGGUGUAACACUAUUGCUUUGACCUUUGACCUGAGCGCUAUUUAAGUUUGUCUUUUUGCCCUCACGGCAGAGGGAGACGUGCUAUGUUGUCCGUUUAACCAGCAGCACAGACGCGGGGCGAAAUGUCGAUCUGAAAGGUUGAAGACGCAUUUCAGUGAGAUUAUAGUACCGAGGGUUGUUCAUGGUACCUUUGACUCCCCCCUGGCCCAUGUCACUAACCCCAAUCACAGUUGAGUGGUCCCUCAACAAUAACAUCUGUCCGACCCCUACCCUGGCCACUCCUGGUUACUGUUUUAAUUUCGUUUGCGUUGUCAAGGGGAACAUUAGUAUAUAUUAGCAUUUUUUUGUAUGCAAAGUUUCACUUACAACUAUUGUUGAUGUAAAACAUUUUAACAGAGCUAUCCAGAACUAUGUUGUGUAAUUGUAUUGGAGGUAAUUGUUAUAGAGCAAAAGAGUAUUAAACAGCAGACGAUUUUU
Sardina pilchardus (European sardine) is the source of this 4255-nucleotide messenger RNA. RefSeq names its product zinc finger protein X-linked (gene zfx). Bases 439 to 2703 code for a protein of 754 amino acids. Gene Ontology annotation, cellular component: nucleus; chromosome. The record is from RefSeq and is a predicted model, not a curated record. Gene Ontology annotation, molecular function: metal ion binding; chromatin insulator sequence binding. Gene Ontology annotation, biological process: regulation of transcription by RNA polymerase II. The transcript is spliced from 8 exons. Lineage: Eukaryota; Metazoa; Chordata; Actinopteri; Clupeiformes; Clupeidae.